This is a messenger RNA of Polistes dominula (European paper wasp), 1783 nucleotides long. Its product is annotated as NEDD8-conjugating enzyme UBE2F. The record is from RefSeq and is a predicted model, not a curated record. Lineage: Eukaryota; Metazoa; Arthropoda; Insecta; Hymenoptera; Vespidae.
CAGUGUCACUUUGGUUGCAAGCGUGAACAUUAUUAACACAGCAUAAAUGGCGGCUAACUAUAAUUCCGAACGAAAUUGAAAAUUACCACCAUCUGCAGUACAAGAGUAACAACUUUGAAUUGACUGAUAUAUUUAACAUUUUUAUUCGGCUACAUCAUGACGGGUGAAAUGGAAUUUCUUCGAAUAUACUUUUCCUAAAGAACCAUUAUACGAGUUUCAUGGCCAAAUUUAGAACUUUAUGAUAUAGAAUUGUCAAAAAUUUUAUUACAAAACGGAGUUAAUCACGAAAAGGUACCAUGAUUACAUUAAGAGGAAAAUUGAAAAAAGAUGCUGAAAUUACAAAUUCUAAAAAUAGAGAUUACAAUAAACGGGCAUCCAUUCGCGAUAAGCUACUAAUAAAAGAGGUACAAGAAAUGGAACAAACGCUUCCUGUCACCUGUCAAGUUAGGUUUAAUGAUCCUCAUAGAUUACAUGAAUUUACACUUUUAAUUACUCCUGAUGAGGGAUAUUGGGUUGGUGGGCGCUUUCUCUUUGACAUUAUUAUAUCAGAAGAUUAUAAUAUGGCUCCACCGAAAGUGAAGUGUACGACGAAGCUAUGGCAUCCUAAUAUAAGCGAAGAUGGUGAUGUGUGUCUAUCAAUAUUAAGGCAAAAUAGUAUAGAUGGAAUGGGAUGGGCGCCCACCCGUAAACUAAAAGAUGUUGUAUGGGGUUUAAAUUCACUUUUUACCGAUCUUUUAAAUUUUGAUGAUCCUUUGAAUAGAGAUGCAGCUGAUUUGUUUAUUAAAGAUAAAGAAUCUUUCCGUUCUAAGGUAAAACAAUACGUUAUGCAAUAUGCAAAAAGAUGAUUUCCAAUUCAAAUUUCUAAUAUAACAAUAUAAGUAUGCACUUACCAAAUUAGACCCAUGAUUUUUGCAAAUCAAAGAAAAAUUUCAAAUAAAUCGGCGUUUUCAAAGGAAAAUUGUACAUUAUAUUUUGAUAUAUAUUUCUUACUAGUCUUAUAUUAGAAAGAGUAUCAUAUUUUAUUUUUAUUUUUCUUUAAACAUCCAAGAUAAUUCAACUUGUUACUAUUGUUGAAAGUACAAGAAAGAUGCGUCAAAGAUAUAUCACAUGUACGAUAGUUCUUUCUCACCACAGAUUAUCUAUGACUACACGAUUUGUAAAUAAAUUCAAUAUUUAAUAAAAAAAAAAAAAUUUACAUCUUUUUAAUCGACUUAUCAUUCCAAACAUUGAUUAUAUUUCAUUGAUUUCAUUAUUACUUUUAUUUUCUUACAAAGAGACAUGAGUGCGAAAGACAUGUACAUGUAAUUUUUCAUAUACGCAUAUAAGAAUGUAGUGCUUACUUGCAUUUGUUAUUUCAUAUUUAUUUAUUAUAUUAUGUAACGAUGUUUUUUUUUUUGUACAAUUUGAAAGAAUAUGAAUCAUGUUCACUAAUUCGUCAUUACAUUCGCUGGCUAUAUUUUCAAUACCAUUGUGUCCAUUGUAACCAUUUAAAUUGAUCAGAAUACUGAACAGUCAAAAUUUCAUGAUUUUCUUUAAUGAAAUUCAUGGUCGAAUCGAUGAUAUAAUAUUCGAUAUAAUUCAUUAUACGUUGUAACAAAUAAAUAAUAACAAAAAAGAAAACAAGGAACGGCGGGAUACUUUUUGUAUGAUUCUCUUUUGUUUUUAUUCCCUCUUUUUUUUCUUUUUUCUUUUUUCUUUUUUCUUUUUUUCCUUGUUCUCUUAACGACUGACUAGAUAUUUUUGUGAUACUUCACAGUCAUAUGGAGAAAAUAAAUUGGAAAAA